GAGGAACCGGUGCGCCACCAACCAAAGUCCAAAAACCAAGCCGGGCUCUGUUUGGACCUUUGCUUUUCCCGAGUAGGAGCAACGUUCGGUUGGGGGUGGGUCUGCGUGCGUCCCGUGGCACCGGCGCUCGGGUUGCUCGAGCCUCCAGUGAUUUCAAAUUUGAAUCACCGGUCCGGUCGCCUCACGGAAAGCCGGUGCCCUCUCUGGCUCUCUCGCUCUCUCGUAUCCGCAGUCGCGCCUCCAUUUAUUAAUCCCGUUUUCCACGAGAGAGUGGAGUGGCGGUGGACUCUUUUUCCCUUGCGCCGCUGUGCCGCUAGCUACUACCGGCUGGCUUUUCCACUCGCUGCUAGGCGCCCCGGCCCUCUCGUUCGUGCUCUUCUAAUCCUAGGACGACCGACGCGCGCUGCAGACGCUCCCGCUGCCAGCGGAGGCCGGACGGACACUGCAGGAAGCGCCGCCGGGCAUGCCGAGAUCCAGGGGGUCCGAGCUGCCGCAAAGAGGGGCGUCGCCGCGCGCGCCGCUGCACCUCAAGACGACGGCCCUCUCGGAGGCGAAUGGCGCGCACCACCGCCCCGUCGUCGACCGGAGCAGCCCCAAGAUGGCGGACCGACCCUCGCCGCGCAGCCCGCUGCACGAGAAGAAGCGCGUGGGGCCGCGGGUGGCGGAGCUGGAGACGAAGCUGGGGAAGGUGCAGGACGAGCUGAAGAAGCUGCGGGAGCAGCUCGCGUCCGCCGAGGCUGCCAAGAAGGACGCGCAGGUCGCGCUCGAGGAGGCCAAGAAGCACGUCGGCAGCGCCAAAGGGAGCCCCGCGGCGUCUCCUUCCUGUCCCACCACUCCUGCGGCGGUCGAGGGCGAGAAGAAGACCGAGCAGCUGAAGGUGGUUGAACCGGCGACGGAUGAUGAUGAGGAGGAGAGCGGCAUCAACUCCCCUGCGACCGACGUGUUUGAGGUCGUCCGGACCGAGUCGGGCGACAAGGAGAACCAGAGCAGCGUGGUCGUCGCCGAGGACGGCGAAGAGGUGAGCUGUGGAGACAAGGCGGCGGCAAUGAUUGCCGAGAAGGAGGAAGUGGAGGUGGAGGAGACCAAGACGAUGAUUGAGGAGGAAGAUAGCAAUGCCUCUGCUGCGGCCAUUGUCGUCGAAAAGGAGAACCCGGAGGUUGUAGAGCUGAAGGCCCAGCUGAUGGCCAAGGACAUGGAAGUCGCCGCCCUCACAGCCGACAAUGCGGAGCUGAGGAAGCAGGCCGCGGAGACGGCGAAGAGGGCCGAGGAGGAGGCCGAGGCGAGAGCUUUCCUCAUCGAGCAGGACCUAAAGGAGCACGCGGCGCGAGAGGGCCGGCUGGGCGAGCAGCUGAGGGCGUCCGAGGCCGCGCGCGAGGCGCUGGAAGCCGAGAUGCGGCGCCUCCGGGUGCAGACCGAGCAGUGGCGCAAAGCGGCCGAGGCGGCCGCCGCCGUGAUCGGCGGAGAUGCCCAUCUCGUCGGCCACCACGGCAACGGAAACGGGUGGGGCUCCCCCGCGACGAUGCCCGACGAUGGCGACGACGAGGGGUUCGGCAGCAGGCGGAAGGGCGCUGGCAUCCGCAUGCUCGGCGACCUGUGGAAGAAGAAGGGUAACAAGUGAAGGUGGUAAUGUGUGGCAUAGUCUCUUCGCGAUGGGAGCGAGCUAGCACGGCUCGCUAGCUCCAGCUCCGUGCCCCUCCAUCAGUUGCUCCAUUGUUUACUGCAUUUUGGUUCGGAUUUAACUUAUGUUUAUGCUUGUAUGAUGGUGAGAUGAUGUUCGUGAGAUUAAAGUCUAUGGCGCCGGAUGGUCGAUGCUGCAUUGCUGCUGCUGCCCAAUGUAGAAGGAGCAACCCAAAACUCCAGUUCUGGUGUUUUUCUUGUAUGCUGUUGAUGCUAGAAUGCUUAAUGUUCUAGGGAGCCUUUUUGGAAUAAUUUUUUGGUCAUGAGCUUUAUGCAAGGAAGAUGAACUUAUCGCUGUUC
This is a messenger RNA of Brachypodium distachyon (stiff brome), 1977 nucleotides long. RefSeq names its product interactor of constitutive active ROPs 4. The record is from RefSeq and is a predicted model, not a curated record. Bases 464 to 1618 code for a protein of 384 amino acids. Lineage: Eukaryota; Viridiplantae; Streptophyta; Magnoliopsida; Poales; Poaceae. The transcript has 3 exons.